Messenger RNA from Schizosaccharomyces cryophilus OY26, 1483 nucleotides. RefSeq names its product NAD transporter. NCBI's taxonomy places the organism in Eukaryota, Fungi, Ascomycota, Schizosaccharomycetes, Schizosaccharomycetales, Schizosaccharomycetaceae. The record is from RefSeq and is a predicted model, not a curated record. The transcript has a single exon. The coding region runs from base 133 to 1245 and encodes 370 amino acids. Gene Ontology annotation, biological process: NAD transmembrane transport. Gene Ontology annotation, molecular function: NAD transmembrane transporter activity.
GGUGGAUUCUACAGUUUGGGAAGAACCAAGUUUAUUUCACUUAGAGAAUCCAAAAAAAAAAGAUUUCCACAAAGGAAUUGAAAUUGUGGGAUUUUCUCCAUAUAUGAGUGGCUAAGGUCUUGAUUCGUCUUUAUGCUGGAUGAUUCUUUGAAGGACGCUAUAGCAGGAGGAGCUGCUGGGUUUGCAUCGUCGCUCGUUGUUGCACCUUUGGAUGUUGUGAAGACUCGUAAGCAAGCUCGAAAGGCUCGAAUGUCCGUAAAUGGGUCAUCAGCUUUGGGAGCAGUAGAAGGGACGUUAGGCUCAAUCCAAAAGAUCUUCAUUAACGAAGGCAUUCCCGGCUUGUAUCGAGGCGUCGGGCCUAUGAUGUUAGGAUAUCUGCCCAGCUGGUCGAUCUAUUUUGUAGUGUAUGAAAAGUCAAAAGAACUUUUGGGUGUGAACAAGCGAUCUCCUCUUCAACAAAACCUGGAUUCCAAGGCAAAAGCGGUAUCGACGAUUGAGGAUGCAGAUCCCGAACUCUACAAUUUUUGGUUUCGUCAAACUGCUUCCGCCAUCAUUGCUGGUGCUGCAAGUGUAACCUUUACAAACCCGAUAUGGGUCGUAAAAACAAGAAUUGUAACUCAACCGCAUCCGAAAGCAAACCCUUUAGCAGAAAACGUUGCUGCUGCUACAAAUCUCCAAUUCCGUAAUCUGCAGACUGAUGCCCAAUCCUGUGUAAGACGUCUUCCCCUGUUUUGGUUAAAAAGACGAAUCAACUAUAAUAAUACCUCCGAUCCUGUCCAUUUCGGACAACCGACUGGCCCAGCUUGCUCUCCUAACUAUAAAAAUACACUGGAUGCAUUUCAAAAAAUAUACAAAUAUGAAGGUAUUAAAGCCUUUUAUCGUGGCCUAACACCUUCUUUGUUUGGUACCUUGCAUGUUGGUAUACAGUUUCCAUUGUACGAGUAUAUUAAAAGCUCCUUUGAUGAUUUUUUUGAAACCCAGAGAAACAUUCACAUUAUCCUCGCUGCUACCCUAUCAAAAAUCACUGCCUCCGCCAUUACUUAUCCCCAUGAGGUGUUGCGAACACGACUCCAAAGUUUAGAUGCCCCAACCCAUAAUUCCAUGGCUUUGCUCAUCCGAGAUAUAUGGAGAAUGGAGGGCUGGCGUAAAUAUUAUGCUGGUAUGGGCACCAACUUUCUCCGUACUAUUCCCGCAAGCUCGGUGACCAUUUUGAGUUUUGAAAUUGUUCGCGAUUACCUUGAUUAAUAGAUGCUCCCCCACUAUCCCAAUGGCAUACUCAAGUCCUAUCCUAUGACUACACGUUUACCAAGUAUGAGCCUGAGAAAACUCGUAUGCCCCCUUUGGAAGAAUUCUUUAAUGAUUUUGGAUCUCUACUUGUUAUUAAUAAUGAAACCUUCGAUAUGGUUUUGUCUACAUUAAUCCACCAAGACAGAUUUCAUUUUAAAAUCCUACCCAAAAGUAUAUGCUUUUUCUUCCAUGCAAA